AUGUAUGGCAGUUCUAUCCGGAAAGACAAUGGCUACGAUGCUGGAAGUUAUACCUACUAUCCGGUUGCUAUUCUCGGUGCUGGAGAGUCAGGUAUUGCAAUGGGCUGUCGAUUGAAAGAGGUCCUUGGCAGUGAUCAGUUCAGGAUCUUCGAUAGACAGUCUGGAAUUGGUGGGACUUGGUGGAUUAAUAGAUACCCUGGUGUUGCUUGUGAUGUGCCCGCCAUUUUCUAUUCCUUCUCAUUCAGCCCAAACACAAAAUGGACGACUUUCUACCCUCCUGGUCCAGAGAUUGUCAAAUACCUCCAAGGCGUCUGCGAAAAGUACAAUAUCGUGGACAAGAUUCAACUCAACACAGAUGUUCGAGAAUGUCGAUGGCUGGAAUCUGAGGGGGUCUGGGAGAUUACAAUGGAGCAUUUGAUGACCGGUUUUGGAGAUCUGAGCGAGUACGACCGAGCCGCCAAGGUCAGGGAGAACGGCCGCGAAUCAGUAUAUGUCUCAGAGGAGAUAGUUCGAGCAAAGGUAAUUGUCAGUUGCGUCGGCGGACUUGUGGAACCGCAAAUAUGGCCCUCAAAAGUACCAGGCAAAGACAAGUUCCAAGGCGAGAUCUUCCAUUCUGCAAGAUGGAAGUAUGAUGUGGAUCUGAAGGGUAAGGAUGUCAUUGUGCUUGGAACUGGAUGCAGCGCUGCUCAGUUUGUCCCUCGUCUUACCACGGAAUAUGGAGCCAAAUCAGUAACUCAACUGAUGCGUUCUCCUCCCUGGGUUGUUCCCAAAACGAUACCUCCACUCGGCAACGAAGGUUGGGAGAAAUGGUCUCCUUUCCUCAACACUUACAUUCCCGGCUUCAACAAGACGAUUCGACUCCUGAUCGCUGCAGGUGCAGAAUAUGACUGGAGAUUAUUCGGGUCAGAAGAUUACCACGAGAAGGAGCGCCAGAAACUUGAGAAGCGACUUCUGGCUAGGAUGAAGUCACUCGUUCCACCAAAAUAUCAUGAGAUUCUCACUCCGGAUUAUGGUGUUGGUUGUAAACGACGAAUUUUCGACAGCAAAUGGUUCGAGUCAAUGAACGAUCCUGCUAUCGAGUUGACAACUUUACCACUUACUAGCAUUGGUGAAAACACUGUCACCUUGGGACCAGGAAGGACAUUUCCAAAUCCGGCUGAUACCAAGAGCUCAGCCCCUAGCCACGAAGUCACCAUUCCCGCGGAUGUCAUAAUCCUCGCCAAUGGAUUUCAAACAACACAAUGGCUACAUCCCCUUGAUAUCACAGGACGUGGAGGAAAGAAGCUCCACGAUGUCUUCGCCGAGAGAGGCGGACCACAAAUGUACAUGGGGACAGCACUCGACGGUUUCCCCAACUUCUUUGCAAUCUUCGGUCCAAACACUGCUACAGGGCACUCGUCCGUGAUCAUGGCGUCAGAGAACAUGAUUAAUCUAAGCUUGAAGUUCAUUCGGCCGAUUCUCAAGGGCGACGUUGCAUUAGCUGAGAUCAAGAAAGAAGCAGAGUUGGAAUGGGCGAGAGAUACUCAGGCCGCGUUGAAGAAACGAGUUUGGAAUACGGGCGGAUGUGUUAAUUGGUAUCAGAAUGAAGUGGGAUGGAACUCAACUACUUACCCGUACACGCAGAUCUGGUUUGCGUUUCGAUGUAUGUUCCCGACUUGGAGUGAUUGGGAUAUAAGAUACACAACUAAAGGUCGGGCUAAACGGAAUACAAUGCGUGUGGUCAGUAUCUUGGCUUUAGUAGCUGCCAUAUCUGGUAUUUUGAGGUUGAGACAAGCUGCUCAGGGUAGAGGUGUCAGCGGGUUGGUAGCAGAUGUUUCUCGAGGACUUCUUUUGCGAGGUUCUUCUUGGCUUCAGAGUGCCAGUAGCAAGGUAUAG
This is a messenger RNA of Mollisia scopiformis, 1875 nucleotides long. Its product is annotated as FAD/NAD(P)-binding domain-containing protein. The coding region runs from base 1 to 1875 and encodes 624 amino acids. The record is from RefSeq and is a predicted model, not a curated record. Gene Ontology annotation, molecular function: N,N-dimethylaniline monooxygenase activity; flavin adenine dinucleotide binding; NADP binding. NCBI's taxonomy places the organism in Eukaryota, Fungi, Ascomycota, Leotiomycetes, Helotiales, Mollisiaceae. The transcript is spliced from 4 exons.